GAAGGUCAUGGAAUACCUCAAGUCCUCGAUGUUAAAAUGAAGUCCACAUUUCCUGCAGGACUCAAAAACUUUGAAGCUGAUGGAAUGCCUCAAGUUCCCAAAGUUAACAUAAAGUCCACGUUUCCUGGAGGAUUCAAAGACCUUGAAGGUCAUCGAAUAUCUCAAGUUCCCGAAGCUUCCACGAAUUUCACAUAUUCAAGAGGCGUUGAAGACCUCGAAUGUCAUGGAAUACUACAGUUUUCUGAUGUUCCCACAAAGUCCACAUUUCCUGAAGGACUCAAAGACCAUGAAGGUCAUGCAUUAUCCCAAGUUCCUGAUGUUUCCGAAAAGUCCACAUUUUUCGGCGGACUCAAAGACCUCGAAGCUCAUGGAAUACCUCAAGUUCCCGAUGUUAAAAUGAAGUCCACAUUUCCUGCAGGACUCAAAAACUUUGAAGCUGCUGGAAUGCCUCAAGUUCUUAAAGUUAACAUAAAGUCCACGUUUCCUGGAGGAUUUAAAGACCUUGAAGCUCAUGGAAUACCUCAAGUUUCCGAAGCUUCCACGAAUUCCACAUAUUCAGGAGGCGUCAAAGACCUCGAACACCACGGAACACUACAAGUUCUUGAUGUUCCCACGAAGUCGACUUUUCCUGGAGUUCUUAAAGACCUCAAAGGUCAUGGAAUACCCCAGGUUCCUGAUAUUCCCACAAAGUCCACAUUUCCUGGAGGAUUCAAAGACCACGAAGCUAAUGGAAUAACCCAAAGUCCAGAUAUUCCCACAAAGUCCACAUUUCUUGGAGGACUCAAAGAACACGAAGGUCAUGGAAUAUCUCAAGUUCCUGAUGUUUCCUCAAAGUCCACAUUUCCUGCAGGACUCAAAAACUUUGAAGCUGAUGAAAUGCCUCAAGUUCCCAAAGUUAACAUAAAGUCCACGUUUCCUGAAGGAUUCAAAGACCUCAAAGCUCGUGGAAUACCUCAAGUUCCCAAAGCUUCCACGAAUUCCACAUUUUCUGAAGGAUUCAAAGACCAAGAAGCUCAUGAUUCAAAGACCAAGAAACUCACGUAA
Molecule: messenger RNA, 1044 nt
Organism: Protopolystoma xenopodis
Lineage: Eukaryota; Metazoa; Platyhelminthes; Monogenea; Polystomatidea; Polystomatidae
Source: the annotation of a GenBank genome assembly